This is a messenger RNA of Abrus precatorius (Indian licorice), 1688 nucleotides long. Its product is annotated as calreticulin-3. NCBI's taxonomy places the organism in Eukaryota, Viridiplantae, Streptophyta, Magnoliopsida, Fabales, Fabaceae. The record is from RefSeq and is a predicted model, not a curated record. Gene Ontology annotation, biological process: protein folding. The transcript is spliced from 14 exons. Gene Ontology annotation, cellular component: endoplasmic reticulum; endoplasmic reticulum membrane. Gene Ontology annotation, molecular function: calcium ion binding. The coding region runs from base 57 to 1319 and encodes 420 amino acids.
ACAUCUCAACGCAACUCAACUCUCAGAGCUGAAAUUCGAAGCUCCGAAGGAAUGAGAUGGCCAUUAGUAACACUAUUCACCUCUUCAAGCUCUUCCUCUUCCUUCUAACUCUUCACUCUUCCCUCGCCGAGAUUUUCUUGGAAGAGAAAUUCGAAGAUGGAUGGAAGAGUCGUUGGGUAUUGUCUGAUUGGAAAAGGAGUGAAGGAAAAGCGGGUACCUUUAAGCAUACUGCAGGAAAAUGGUCUGGAGAUCCUGAUGACAAAGGUUUGCAGACAUAUAAUGAUGCCAAGCAUUUUGCAAUAUCUGCGAAGAUAGCAGAGUUUAGCAACAAGAACAGAACCCUAGUGGUCCAGUAUUCUAUUAGAUUUGAGCAGGAUAUUGAAUGUGGUGGCGGUUAUAUUAAACUCCUUUCUGGUUAUGUCAAUCAGAAGAAGUUUGGUGGUGAAACCCCUUAUAGUUUGAUGUUUGGACCAGAUAUAUGUGGCUCGCAGACGAAGAAACUCCAUCUUAUACUAUCUUACCAGGGGCAGAAUUACCCUGUUAGAAAGGAUUUGCAAUGCGAAACUGACAAAUUGACUCAUUUCUAUACAUUUAUUCUGAGGCCCGAUGCCUCUUAUAGUAUCCUUGUUGAUAAUCGAGAAAGGGAUUCUGGAAGCAUGUACACUGAUUGGGAUAUUCUUCCUCCAAGGAAAAUCAAGGAUGUCAAUGCAAAAAAGCCGGCAGACUGGGAUGAUAGAGAGUACAUUGAGGAUCCUAAUGAUGUCAAACCAGAGGGAUAUGAUAAAAUUCCAGCUGAAAUUCCUGACCCAAAAGCCAAGAAGCCUGUUGACUGGGAUGAUGAAGAUGAUGGACUAUGGAAGGCCCCUAAGGUUCCUAAUCCAGCAUACAAAGGACCAUGGAAACGCAAGAAAAUCAAGAACCCCAACUACAAAGGAAAGUGGAAGACUCCUUGGAUUGAUAACCCAGAAUUUGAGGAUGAUCCUGAUCUUUAUGUUCUCAAACCAAUAAAGUAUGUGGGAAUUGAAGUGUGGCAGGUGAAGGCAGGUUCAGUUUACGACAAUAUCUUAAUUUGUGAUGACCCACAGUAUGCAAAGCAAACUGUGGAAGAAUUUAUGGCUAACAAUAGAGAGGCUGAAAAAGAAGCUUUUGAAGAAGCAGAAAAAGAAAGAAAGGCUCGAGAAGAAGAGGAAGCACAGAGAGCCAGAGAAGAGGGCGAAAAGAGGAGGAGGGAGAGGGAUCAUAAAUAUGGAGAUAGGAGGCGCCGCAGAAGGCCUGAUCCCCACGAUUACAUGGACGAUUAUUACCAUGAUGAACUUUGAAACGUGCACCCUGAGUAGGUGGUCGCUACGUAAUUGCAGCAAUAAAAUGCAUCUUUGAUUGUUGCGAAUUGUAGGACCAAAGCUACAAUUGCACUGACUCUGCCAAGCUGUUCUGAACUGUACCAUCUGAGAAAAUAUGAACGUCAGCCAUUUUGUUAACUCCAUUUCUUUUGGAUUAUUAUUAGGUAACAGCUGGUCAGCUGCUACUGUAUUUUCGAUUAUUGAAGGUUGGAAUUAAAACUCUCUAUCUGUAUUCUGUACCCAAAAGGAAUAUAUAUUUGGGUAUAUUCUCUCUAUAUAUUUUACUCUUAUCGGCAGAAAUACUUUUUAUCUUACCAUAGCUGAUCUGGUUGGGAUUGGCAUUAACAG